Messenger RNA from Williopsis jadinii, 1460 nucleotides. RefSeq names its product DUF5427 domain-containing protein MTC1 (gene MTC1). The record is from RefSeq and is a predicted model, not a curated record. The transcript has a single exon. Lineage: Eukaryota; Fungi; Ascomycota; Saccharomycetes; Phaffomycetales; Wickerhamomycetaceae. The coding region runs from base 196 to 1452 and encodes 418 amino acids.
CAAACAUUACGUCUUUUAAGGACUCACGUUGUUCUUAAGCGCUGUUCUUGUGGUGCAGCGGCAACGAACAUCCACACACACAAACUCACGGCGGUAAAUAUAACAAGGGAAAAAAACGCCAGACCAACAACAACACGAACCCCCUUUGGGCUUUUUAAAAUUAGAACACUACCAAAGUAAACAAGCCAAUUACAAAUGACCGCUACGCCAAAGAAGUCCACUGAGGCAGAAGAUGUGUUGGAGUUCUUGAACUCUCUGCCUGAAACUUCUAAAAAAGAUGGUGCAAAAACUGACGCCGACAUCUUGAACUUCUUGGAUGAGCUGGAAGCCAACGAUAAGUCAAAGGAUAAGACGAAAGGGGCGGCUAAGGUUGAGUCUAAAGAAAAGCGCACGGAGGAGGCUCAGGAGGAGGCUCAGGAGGAGGCUCAGGAGGAGGCUCAGGAGGAAGUUCAGGACAAAGCAAACGCUGAUGCCCCACAAGAAUCCACAGGGCCAGAGAAGACCACCAAAGAGGAACCUCAACAGGACUUUAUCGAUCCAAUAGCCUCAAUCUCAAACUGGUGGUCUUCGAGUGGAUCUGCCACUGUUACAUCGCUAUGGAGCAAUGCUCAGCAGCUGACUCAAAAGGCACAAGAGGAAGCUCAAAAAUUGGCUAAGGAUACAAAUAUCGACGGAAAGUUGAAACAGUUACAGAACUUGCAACUGGAUGAGGAGACAAAGAAGAAGAUCUUGAAUGCACGUGAAGACAUUGAUCCUUCGAAGGCAAUUGGGUUCUUUACCAAAAACAUCACCAGUGUUCUCAACUCGAUCUUGGCCACUGAUGAGAUCUUAAAGAUUUCAGUGACCCAUGAUUUGGAGAACUACAACGUUGAUUCUCUUGUAUCACAGAGCUUUAAAACCGUUAUGAAGCAGGUUCAAGGUGGAAUUGACAUUGAAAUAAAGAAGAGUACCGUCAAAGAUGACCAUGAUAAGCGUAAUCUAAACAUAUUCCAAGGAAAAUCCAUUGACGGUGAGAAGUUGGCAUUUGCUAACAUUGAGACCAUUAUCAAAGCGGAUAGCAAAGAUGAGACCAAAGAUGAGGACCAGGAUGAUGAAAUUAGAUCUUCAAACCUCUAUAUUUCCAUAGUUGCCGUUCAAAACUCGCACAAGGAUCAAGAAUCAGAAACCACUGUUAUCGAUACUGCUGAUUCCAACAAUUUCUACUUCACUAUCAUCUUAAAGGAUACCACUAAUGACAUCACUAUAAUCACCAGAUCUCAAGCAUUCCCAAUCAAAUGGGCCAAAUGGCUGGAUGGAUCUGUAGAGAAGCAAGAUCAAGAAGCUGAGCAAGAGGAACAAGAAGAAGGCGUGGACCCUGCUGAAUGGGUCAAGACUUGGGUUUACGAUGGAAUCGGAUUAAGUUUAGGAGUGCUGGCCCAAAGUUAUGUCGUCAAGAGAAUGGGAUACGAUUGAAGAUUAUA